GCUUCCCGUACAUUUAACUGACGCAUGCACGCUAUGCGGAACUACAGUUGUAAACAAAAACGUAUUAUCGUUACGUUCGUUUUCUGAGCCCAAACGCAGAUAUAUCGCGCUGUGUGCCGUUUGUUCAAGAUGAGGUGUAUUGCUUAAUGAAGUGCCAGCUCAUCACUGUAACAUUCCUGCAUUGGUGACCCAGAGAAAUCAUAGCAACAGAAAUGUCACGAAAACAAACAGCAAAACCACUGCGGGGCAAUAAAAAGGGAGAACAAGAGCGCAAGCGGGAUGAGCGAGCGGCACGUCGAGCUAUCGCAAAAGAUCGCAAGAAUCGCCCUCAGGAUGGAGAUGAAGGUGCAGAAUUUGUCACUUUCUCCAAUCAGCUCCAGGCCCUCGGGCUCAAGCUGAGGGAAGUCCCUGGAGACGGGAACUGCCUGUUCAGAGCACUCGGUGAUCAGUUAGAGGGUCACUCUCGUGGUCACCUGCAGCUUCGCCAGGAGACGGUUCAGUACAUGAUGUCCCAUCGACAAGACUUUGAGCCUUUCGUUGAAGAUGACAUCCCCUUUGCACAACACUUGUCCAACCUCUCCCAGCCGGGUACGUUUGCUGGAAAUGAUGCAAUUGUAGCUUUUGCUCGCAGUCAGCAGGUGAAGGUGGUCAUCCAUCAGCUCAACACGCCGCUGUGGGAGAUAAAUGGUGCAGAGAAGCAGGCAUGUAGGGAAUUACACAUUGCUUAUCGCUAUGGAGAUCAUUAUGAUAGUGUGAGACGGACUGGAGACAACUCUGAGAGUCCUGCUCAACUCCGCUUAGAGAACCUGCAAAAUUCACACGGCCAACAGCGUGAAUUUGGAGAUGGUCAAGGUGACAGGCAGAAAAAAGCGUCUCCAGCAUCACAUGUAGAGGAAAAUGUGAUCCUGAGCUCCAUCAAGAAUCGUGCGAUCCAGGGUGAUGAAGAAAACCUGCUCCAACUUAGUGCGGCAACAAUCAACGCAGAAUGGCUUGCUGGUUCCGUGUUUGAUCGGUCUUGUCAGGAUAAGUGCACGUUUGUCUCCUGCUCAGCCUGCAGAGGAGCAUCCACAGACUGCAGUGAGCAUAAGCAGCCAGCAGAGGGCAACAUAACACAAAAAUCUAAGCUGACAAACAAGCAAAGGAAAGAGCAGCAGCGGCAAGAGAAGAAGAAGCGUCAAGAGGAGAGGCAUCGACAAAAGUUUCUUCAAAGUAAAGAAAGCCAGGAUCAGAACCAGAACCUCCCAGAGGCUGUCACUUUAGUACCAGCUCUCAACACUCUCAGUAUAUAGACUCAAGCAUGGCCAAGAGUUCCACACUGUUACUUCUUCAGCUACCAGUGGGUGUUCACUUUUGCACACAGUUGAAUAAAAUGAUAAAUAAUAAAUGACUCGCACUUGUAUAACGCCUCUCAGAGUAAGGACUCCAAAGCGCUUUACACUACAGUGUAUCAUUCACACACUGAUGGUGAUGAGCUACGAUGUAGCCACAGCUGCCCUGGGGCGCACUGACAGAGGCGAGGCGGCCAAAUUAUAGGAUUAUGUCACAGUGACAACCUUUUUGCUAAAGAGAACCAUCUUACAGUACACCAGUGCCUGCAGACUUGUGUAAAAGUUGGAAACGACAGAAUGACAGCGUGAUCAUGAGUGAAUGAGUGAUUUUCAGUGUUUUUGGGUUGUGUAUGUAGAAACUCCUCAGACCUGGUGCACCCACUUCACUGCGUAGCUCCUUUCCCUGCGGUACAUCUGUGUUUCCAUGACAACCAUGCAGAUAAUUCUGUGGAACCAGGCUGUUUGACUUCCCAAAGAACAGGUUGCCAUUCAUUCAGGUUGUCCUGUUUUGGAUUAAAUGAGGAUUCUUCUCUUGUAGGGAAUGUGGAAGUGCUUAAUAAAUAAAAGAUCAUUUACA
This is a messenger RNA of Nothobranchius furzeri (turquoise killifish), 1905 nucleotides long. It is a transcript of the gene otud3, whose product is annotated as OTU deubiquitinase 3. NCBI's taxonomy places the organism in Eukaryota, Metazoa, Chordata, Actinopteri, Cyprinodontiformes, Nothobranchiidae. The record is from RefSeq and is a predicted model, not a curated record. Gene Ontology annotation, molecular function: cysteine-type deubiquitinase activity. Gene Ontology annotation, biological process: protein K48-linked deubiquitination; protein K6-linked deubiquitination; protein stabilization.